UAUCAGCUGACUAACUCAUUAGUCCAAAUAUACUUAUGAAGGCUGAAUUAUUAAACAAAAAACAUGUUGACAUAGUAUAAAUACCAUGUUGAUUUUUACUUAUUUACACGUGUUGUUGUCGGCUACCAUGACAACAUUUUAGGUCUACCAAUUGCAUGGGAGGAAGAAAAAGAGGAGAGUGGCCAAUGGAGGGUGGCGCAGCAGCUGAAAAAGUCUUCUUCAAACCUCUUCUCUUAUUCUCUCUUUCUUUCUUGCUUUCUUUAUUUAAGGCCUCUAAUGUGGCGGCUUCAUCUGUAAUCUACCGAACCAGUUCCUUCCACAAUGGGCAAAGCUUCUAGUUCUUCCUCCUCUUCAAUCACCAGCUGCAGGAACAACCCUUCCAAUUCAACUGCAUCCUCUCUCACACACCAACACAGCCAACACCUUCGCACAGAUCUUAGGCUUGGACUCAGCAUUUCCGCCACUCAACAUGUUGCCUCUUCCAGUUCAGGGGGGCAUUGGCAACCGAUGCAGCCACAUCUAAGCAGUUAUUCACAAGCUACUGAAGUUAAUGAUUGCAGCGAUCAUACGAGCUUCUUUGUGAAGGUUUACAUGGAAGGCAUUCCAAUUGGUAGAAAACUCAAUUUGUUAGCUCAUGAUGGCUAUCACGAGUUAGUGAAGACCCUUGAACAAAUGUUUGACACCACCAUUUUGUGGGGGACUGAGAUGGAUGGAGUUCAACAAGAGAGAUGCCAUGUUCUAACUUAUGAAGAUGGAGAAGGAGAUUUGAUCAUGGUUGGGGACGUUCCAUGGGAGAUGUUCCUUUCGGCUGUAAAAAGGUUGAAGAUCACAAGGGUUGAGACAUUUGGGUGAUAAAUGUUUACAAUAUGACAAAAGACUGGUUCUUUUUGUGACUUAAAUUUAGUCCUGAGACUCGAUGUCAGUGAUCAUCCUUAUCAAAGUGGUGUAUAUUCUUAGUAUGUUUGGAUAUUGAGAAAGGAAAAUUCAAAGGAAAAGGAAAAUGAAAGAAGAGAGUUUAUAUAUAAUUACAUUUUUUUAUUUUCAUCCUUCCAUAAAAUUUCUAAAUGAAAAAAGAGCAAAAAUGCCUUUAUUUUUGGUUUCUAAAAGUUUGGUCCUAGCUUUUCUCGUUACCGACGUAAUUUCCCCGGUUGUUAAGACCCAGUUCCUCCGCGUUCUCUCACACGGAAAAUGAAUAAACCAAAUGAAAAUUGAACAAAAGCAUAUGGUUUAGACAGAAAGCAAAGUUGAAACAUGCGAGGAAUAAGGA
Messenger RNA from Vigna angularis (adzuki bean), 1267 nucleotides. RefSeq names its product auxin-responsive protein IAA30. The transcript is spliced from 4 exons. Bases 322 to 852 code for a protein of 176 amino acids. Gene Ontology annotation, molecular function: protein binding. Gene Ontology annotation, biological process: regulation of DNA-templated transcription. The record is from RefSeq and is a predicted model, not a curated record. Lineage: Eukaryota; Viridiplantae; Streptophyta; Magnoliopsida; Fabales; Fabaceae. Gene Ontology annotation, cellular component: nucleus.